AUGGCUGAGAACUCAGCAAAAGAAAGAUAUUUGGACUUGAUCUGUGUGGACGGUGAGAAAUUUAAACUUAAAUCAAUUUUGGCUGAGUAUAUCACUAAUAUUAAAGAUGAACUAUUUGAGACGGGAAGUAUGAAGUUUAAUUAUAUUAACUCAACUCAGAUGAAGAAAGUAAUUGAGUAUCUUGAGUAUAAACAUCAAUAUUCAACAAAGCACGGAAGGCUACAAGAAUUCCAGAUUGAAGAGUCUCAAGCAAUAGACCUACUCAUUAUUGCAGAUAGACUCGGAAUUUGA
This is a messenger RNA of Cryptosporidium ubiquitum, 291 nucleotides long. RefSeq lists its product as uncharacterized. Gene Ontology annotation, cellular component: elongin complex. The transcript is spliced from 2 exons. Gene Ontology annotation, biological process: ubiquitin-dependent protein catabolic process. The coding region runs from base 1 to 291 and encodes 96 amino acids. Lineage: Eukaryota; Apicomplexa; Conoidasida; Eucoccidiorida; Cryptosporidiidae. Gene Ontology annotation, molecular function: protein-macromolecule adaptor activity. The record is from RefSeq and is a predicted model, not a curated record.